This is a messenger RNA of Notechis scutatus (mainland tiger snake), 1935 nucleotides long. The record is from RefSeq and is a predicted model, not a curated record. NCBI's taxonomy places the organism in Eukaryota, Metazoa, Chordata, Lepidosauria, Squamata, Elapidae.
AUGCUCAGCUGGUGGUGUAUCAAGAGGUAUAAGAAGCUGGUGGUGGACCAAGAGGCAUCAGCACCUCUCGCUACUCUUUGGAUCCUUCCACCAAGAAGAACAAGAUCUUGUUGGAAGGAACUCUCUUCACCCCUGGCCAAACUCAGGGGCGAUGCCCUCCAAUCUGUGGACCAGAUGAGCAAUAGCCCUUCCACAAUGAUGUCCGAGUGCUACGCCAGCUGUCCUGCCUCAACCGUCACAAUUCAGCCGCCUCCUUUUGUCCUGAAUAUCCCAGGACCAGCAUUGUUCUGCCCUGACCAAGCCUUUGGCAUUGAACAACACAAUCCAUGUGCAGGCUUUGGUGGGAGUAUGGGUGCUUUGGGCCCUGGAAGAGGAGGUUGGGGUGGUAGCUGGAGCGGUGGAAGUGGAAUAGGGAGUAGGAUGGGUGGUGGUUUGGGUGUUGGUGGAGUCGGAGGUGUGGGUGGUUUAGGAGGUGGUGGUUUGGGCACUGGAGGACCCACAGGUCUGGGCAUUGGAGGGCUUGGUGGGCCCAGAAGUGGUGGUCUGGGCAUUGGAGGGCUUGGUGGGCCCAGAAGUGGUAGUCUGGGCAUUGGAGGAGUUGUUGGACCCAGAGGUAGUCUGGGCCUUGGUGGACCAAGGGGUACCACAGCAGGUUGGAGUGGAGGUAGCAGAUUAGGGGGCACUGUUGGUGGUCGGAGAGGCCGUGUUGGGAUGGGCAGCAUGACUGGUGGCGAUUUGGGCAGUGGUGAAGGUGGAGUUAUGAGUGGUCGGAGAGGCAGUAUUGGAGCUGGGGGCUCUACAGUUGGUUGGAGUGGAGUAGGAGACACUAUGGGUGUUCGGAGAGGCAGUGUUGGGACAGGCAGCAUCACUGAGGGUGAUUUAGGCACUGGUGGUGUUGAGGGCACCAUACAUGGUGGUUUGAGCUCUGGUGGAACAAGGAUCACCACAGGAGGUUUGGGUGGAGGUAGCAGAACAGGGGUUAGUGUGGGGGGACGGAGAGGUAGCAUUGGAACUGGAGGCACUAUAGGUGGUGGAGUAGGGAGCAGCAUGAGUGGUCGCAGAGGCAGUGUCGGAACAGUGAGUGUCACUGGUGGGAAUUAUGGCCUUAGUGGAACAAGGGGCAGUACAGUAGGUGGUUGGACUAGUGGCCGACGAAUGAGUGGAAGCCACCGAUAUGGCAGUAGCAUUAGGUAUGGCGGUGGUGGAUAUGGUGGUGGUUACAGCAGUGGUGGAUAUGGUUCUGGUGGAUAUGGAGGUGGUUAUGGCCACACAGGACAUGGUUCUGGUGGAUAUGGAGGCAGUUAUGGCCACACAGGACAUGGUUCUGGUGGAUAUGGAGGUGGUUAUGGCCACACAGGACAUGGUUCUGGUGGAUAUGAAGGUGGUUAUGGCCAUACAGGACAUGGUUCUGGUGGAUAUGGAGGUGGUUAUGGCCACACAGGACAUGGUUCUGGUGGAUACAGACGGAUCGGGUACUCUGUUGGUGGAGGGGAUGGAUACAGAAGUGGUGGCUUCAGCAGCAGAUCUUACGGAGGAUCCUAUGGAGGGACCCUGGCUGUGAUGCCAGGCGCUUCAGACUUCUAGUCCUGUUACUGAACAUGGAAGAAAUAACUCAGAAGUCCCCAAACAACUGGAGAAGUAAAACAUGAAACUGAAUGCUACAUUUACAGUGAUGGACUUAAGAUAUAACCAUUGUCUUCUAAGAACAUAAACUCAGGUCUGAAAUCUUAGACUAGGUUUCAGCUGACUCUUCUGUCUUCCUUUACUCUCCUCUGAUGGCAUCCCCUAAAAAGAAAUAAUUUCCUUUCUGAGUUCUGCUGGUACUUUCUGGACUGGAGGAAGUGAUAGAGAUCAUGAACCUAGCCUGCUGGGGAAAUGGAGACAUAUCACCCCUACAGACUCCAAAACUGUGUUUGAAUAGAAUCCAUAAACACU